Candoia aspera is the source of this 864-nucleotide messenger RNA. RefSeq names its product cyclin dependent kinase inhibitor 3 (gene CDKN3). Gene Ontology annotation, molecular function: protein tyrosine phosphatase activity. The record is from RefSeq and is a predicted model, not a curated record. Bases 53 to 679 code for a protein of 208 amino acids. The transcript is spliced from 8 exons. Lineage: Eukaryota; Metazoa; Chordata; Lepidosauria; Squamata; Candoiidae. Gene Ontology annotation, biological process: dephosphorylation.
ACAUGCUUAUCUUUGUAUCCCUAAGCUGGUUUUGGUGGCUCCUGGACCUAAGAUGUGUGCAAUGCAGGUAAAUGAAUUUGACUCAUCAGAUGAGGAGUCCCUGGAGGAAGAACAGACACCUUUUCAAGUAUCCUGGUUAUCCUUAUCACCAGCUUAUUCUGAAUUCCUAGGAAUCAGCUCACUACCAGGUUGCAGAUUCAAAAAUAUUAGAAGAAACCUUCAGAAAGACAUAGAUGAACUAAAAAGUUACGGGGUGCUGGAUGUAUUUGUACUCUGUACCAAAGGAGAACUCACAAAGUACCGUGUCCCACAUCUCAUGGAGACAUACCAGAAUUAUGGGAUCACUGUGCAUCACCAUCCAAUUCCUGAUGGAGAUAUACCAGAUAUUGCCAGAUGCUGUGUUAUUCUAAAUGAACUGAGGAACUGCCUUGAAUGUAAACGAAAAACCAUAAUACAUUGUUAUGGAGGACUUGGACGAUCCUGUCUCAUAGCGGCUUGCCUUCUGCUCCAGGUAUCUGACACGGUAGCCCCACAACAGGCAAUAGACAGCAUGAGGGAGUUGAGAGGUUCAGGUGCAAUACAAACUCUAAAGCAAUACAACUAUCUUCAUGAUUUUCCGGAGAGCUUGGCUGCCUAUCUGGCAACAGAAAGUGCAGUAGCAAGAUCAGUAUCCCGAUAAAGUAACUUGAGUUUAUUUACCACUUGAAAGUAUAAUUGUUUUUACUUUGUACACAUAGUGGGAAAUAUUUUUAUUAACUGCCUGCCAAUAUCUCCCUGACAAAUGAUAGAUUAAUAACUGCAUAGCACAAUGAGUCUCUAUGAAUAAAGUUCCAUCUGCUGAUUGUAUUUUUAAAACCUCAAGUU